UUUUAUUAAGUAAACAGUUAAUAGCGAAUAUUAUUCAGAUAGUGACAAACCAUUAUAGAAUAUUAAUAGGACGUUCACUGGUGCGUUGAGGGAUGAAACAUAGACUACUGGGGACAUAGGACAAUAAAUUGAAAUGGGUACUGGCUAUUCAAAAGACCGUCCGACGACCAAUUUUAACAGACGAGAUUCUAAAAGGAAAAGCAAGAAAAAAGAAAGAAUGGAAAUUCAAGAAGGCGAAACAUUUAAGCAAGCGACGAUUAAAGAUAAAUGCCUGAGAGAUCUUGGGGAAAUUCUAGCUCAGCAUGUAGAUAAACUGAACAAUAAUGGCAAAACAACCGAGAUAAAAAGCCUUCUUGACAUAUUAGAAGAACAUAAAACUAAAGAUAUCAGUUACGACAUGAACGGAGAAGUGACGGAGGCACAGCAAUUCAGGGAAACAAUAGAACGAAUCGAAGUUGUAUUAAAAGAAUAUAAGGAAUUUCCUCAGCGAUUAAAAGAUUCAUUUAAAGGUGUGACAAAAGAUAUUUACUCGUGUGUAGCAGAAAAUAUGCAAGAACACAAUCAACUGAUAAACAGAAAGACCAGUAUCAGAAGGAAAAAUAGUCGAGCAAAAGAAAUAAAACAUCAAAUUGGCGUUUCAGCUACAGUUCAGAUAUAUUACACACCAGAUGGAAUAAUGAAUGACAUACAAAAGGUUCUGCAAACAACCUUGAGAAGCGAGUUAGGAGCUGUGAAGUUUAUUCCUGUAUGCGACAAAUCCGAAAUUAAUGACGACAUGCUGUUAAUCAUUACAUGCAAUGUGUCAUCAAGAGUUGUUUCGGAUGCAGUACAUGCUAUGAAAGACAUCACAAAUUCAGCAAAUGCGGCCCUCUUGCUAAUACAUGUCGGUGAGGCACACACAUUUUCAAAUACAAACAGUUCUUUACAUUUGACAGGGAAUGAAUUUAAUAAUCUGCGAGGAAUUUAUGACAUGUUCUUUGUGAAAAGUAAUCACGACUUCCUCAGAUGUGACAUGAACAAAAACAGUAUCAAAGGACUGUGCUCAUUCUGUAAAGGCGAUCCUUGUAUCGCAUGUAUUGAAAGUACGCAUUUUUAAAAGUUCGUACGAAAAACGUAUAAAAUUAGAUACAUGAACAGUCAUGUCAUAUAUGAAGGCGUUGUAAAACAUAUUUUCAUGUAGUUAAAAAGAAAUUGAAAUAUCGUUUUACUUGAAGGACUUUUGCAUGUUAGAAAUUUAUAAAUCAGAAAAUAUUAAUAUAAACCUACAUCUUCGCUACCUACAGUUUACGAACGUUUUGUUAUGUCUUUCCUUAUACAUAUUAAAUCGACAACAACAACAAUUUCCGCAUUCAAUCUUUCAUGGAAAAUGACUUGAAUGACCAAGUAAAAUACAAAUUACUUAUAUCGUGAAAAUAUUAAAAACAAUAAAAGGAACUGUAUACCAUCAAGAUCUAACAUUUGACACUGUCUGGAUGGCAAAUGGGCAGUUUGUCAAGAACUUGAACCUUGGAAUAAUGUUCCACAGCUCUGUAAACUGAUUGCCUGGACAUGAAGGUCGCAAAUUGACAAACCACGGUGUCUCCUGUAUUAGGUUUGCUCAGAUUUAAAAAAAAACUGUUGAUCAAACAACAUCAUUUAACAGUGUUAAGGCUUUAAUUAGUGUUGACUACAAUUUGGUCUUUAUGUAAGGUCAUUAUGUAAAAGAACAAACAGAACAAGUUGUAAUAAACAUAUUUAUAUAGA
Messenger RNA from Ruditapes philippinarum (Manila clam), 1743 nucleotides. RefSeq lists its product as uncharacterized. Bases 134 to 1096 code for a protein of 320 amino acids. The record is from RefSeq and is a predicted model, not a curated record. The transcript has 7 exons. Lineage: Eukaryota; Metazoa; Mollusca; Bivalvia; Venerida; Veneridae.